Messenger RNA from Penicillium diatomitis, 2400 nucleotides. Its product is annotated as dynamin-related GTPase DNM1. Lineage: Eukaryota; Fungi; Ascomycota; Eurotiomycetes; Eurotiales; Aspergillaceae. The record is from RefSeq and is a predicted model, not a curated record. The coding region runs from base 1 to 2400 and encodes 799 amino acids. Gene Ontology annotation, biological process: mitochondrial fission; peroxisome fission. The transcript is spliced from 3 exons. Gene Ontology annotation, molecular function: microtubule binding; GTPase activity; GTP binding. Gene Ontology annotation, cellular component: membrane; microtubule; mitochondrion.
AUGGCGUCUCUUGGCGAUGAUCUGCUCGUCACCGUGAACAAGCUCCAGGACCUGGUCUUUAACACGAUCGGCAAUGAUUCACUGGACCUGCCCCAGAUUGUAGUCGUUGGUUCUCAAUCGUCCGGCAAGUCGUCCGUAUUGGAGAACAUCGUUGGCCGAGACUUUUUGCCGCGCGGUAGUGGUAUUGUGACCCGUCGUCCCUUGAUUCUGCAACUUAUCAACAUCCCCAGCGAGCGCUCCGAUCGACCCGAGAAUGACGAGGUUCACGUCCCGCAUACCCCGGAGAGCGUUGCUGGUCAACAUGAGUGGGCCGAGUUCCAUCAUCUUCCUGGUCGCAAGUUCGAGGAUUUCUUGAUGGUCAAGCAGGAAAUCGAGGCGGAGACUGCGCGCAUCGCGGGAAGCAACAAAGGCAUCAACAGACAGCCGAUCAACCUGAAGAUCUUCUCACCGCACGUUCUGAAUUUGACGCUGGUGGAUCUGCCAGGUCUGACCAAGGUGCCAAUUGGGGACCAACCGUCCGACAUCGAGAAGCAGACCCGCACUCUGAUUUUGGAAUACAUUGCCAAGCCCAACAGUAUUAUUCUCGCUGUUUCUCCUGCAAAUGUCGACUUGGUCAACUCCGAGGCGCUGAAGCUCGCGCGGCAGGUGGACCCCAUGGGCCGCAGGACGAUUGGUGUGUUGUCCAAGCUGGAUCUGAUGGAUCAUGGUACCAAUGCUAUGGAUAUCUUGUCUGGUCGUGUGUACCCAUUGAAGCUUGGCUUUAUCGGUGUUGUCAACCGCUCGCAACAGGAUAUUCAGGUUGGAAAAUCGCUCUCUGAGGCACUGCGCGCCGAAGCGGACUUUUUCCGUCAUCACCCAGCCUACCGGAACAUGGCCAACCGAUGCGGGACACAAUAUCUCGCCAAGACCCUGAAUUCUACUCUGAUGGCGCAUAUCCGUGACCGUCUCCCAGAUAUCAAAGCUCGACUGAACACUCUGAUGGGACAGACUCAACAGGAGUUGGCAAGCUACGGAAAUAAGCAGUUCAGUGGAAAGGAACACCGCGGCUCUUUAAUUCUGCAGCUCAUGACUCGUUUCGCCUCAUCUUUCAUUUCAUCUAUUGACGGAACUUCAUCUGAAAUCUCAACCAAGGAGCUUUGCGGUGGUGCGCGCAUCUAUUACAUCUUCAAUGAAGUCUUCGGCAACUCAUUGGAGACCAUUGAUCCUACUCACAAUCUGACCGUCUCGGAUAUCAGGACUGCCAUUCGGAAUUCCACAGGACCUCGACCCAGCUUGUUCGUUCCUGAGCUUGCUUUUGAUCUAUUGGUCAAGCCGCAGAUCAAGUUGCUGGAGGCACCUGCGCAGCGUUGCGUCGAGCUAGUGUACGAAGAGUUGAUCAAGAUUUGCCAUACCUGCGGCUCCCAGGAACUUUUGCGCUUCCCUCGCCUGCAGGGUAAGCUCAUCGAAGUUGUGUCGGACCUACUGCGUGAGCGACUGGGCCCGUGCUCUGGCUACGUCGAGUCUUUGAUCUCCAUUCAGCGCGCUUACAUCAACACCAACCAUCCCAACUUCCCUGGUGCCGCGGCUGCCAUGCAAUCCAUCAUCCAUAAUCGUCAAGAAGAGGAGCGAAAGGCAAUCAUGGUCGAAGAAAAGCGCAAACGCGAGAAGCGACGACAGAAGGAGCUCACUGCUGCCAAUGGAGCUGCCGGUGGACCCGAUGACGAAGACGCACAAUCCGAGAACAAAGUUCUACCACUUCGAAAUCAGUCUGGGAAACCGACACGAAGCAUGUCGCCUCACGUCGGGCGGGGCUCUGAAAAUGGUAUCGCUGCUACUUUGAACGGCACCCACGCAGGCAGUGCGGCCGGGUUCGGUAGCUCACACCACACUACGCGUGACUCCUUCCUCAACUACUUCUUCGGUAAGGAGGGCGGCCUUCCCAGUCCAGCACCAGCGCCUCAAGCGGGUAUGACCCGACCAGUUACCCACCACAGCGAGCCGAGCAUCAGUCAGAGUCUCCGUCGUCAGGAGGUACGAUCGCCAGUCCUACCGGUGGAGGAAUACCCUGCUCCUCCGAGCGAGUUCGGUGGAGAUAUCUCCUCUUUCCCCCAUGAAAAUGCGGAACCGACCCUGACGGAUCGCGAGAUUCUUGAAACCGAGCUGAUUCGUCGUCUUAUCUCAUCCUACUUUAACAUUGUGCGAGAAACCAUCGCCGAUCAGGUUCCCAAGGCGAUCAUGCAUCUCCUCGUCAACCACAGCAAAGAUGUUGUACAAAACCGAUUAGUCAGUGAACUCUACAAAGAGGACCUAUUUGGCGAGCUGCUGUACGAAGACGACGGCAUCAAGGCCGAGCGGGAAAAGUGCGAGCGAUUGCUGGAGACAUACAAGGAGGCUGCCAAGAUCGUUGGCGAGGUUCUGUAG